UCACCAGUUUCUGAAUCUGUAUCUCUUGAGUCGAUUCACUAUCCUGCCUUGUAUUCUUCGUGUGUUUAGUAAUGCCUGAGUGUUUACAAUCACUUUGGUAUACCGAAACAUGGCUCCUGUCAGAGGAACAGGUUGCUUACCAAAAUAGUUAACCGAGAUCAGAAGCUAAACCUUACCAUUUUUAAGAGAUUUUAAUACUCACCAAGGAGUGCUGGCUGUCCAUACAUAGUUUUUUGUUUGCGUUUGGCACUUUGAUCGCCACAGAUUCGCGUCGGUUUUCAACGCAUUUUCUGAGCUAAGAAAGCCGCCUAGCUAAGGUGGCCGCAGUAAACGAGGGACAAUGACGACGAGCACAGCUGGGACCGGCAAUUGUUUUACAGCUAAAAGUCUGGACAUUAGUCUUGCCGCUUUAAAAAGGCAAGACCCCUAUAUCAACAACAUAGUCGAUGUGGCUAGCCAAGUGGCGCUCUAUACGUUCAGCAAUAAAGCAAAUGAAUGGGAGAAGACGGAUGUGGAGGGAACCCUAUUUGUGUACACCAGGUUAGCAUCGCCCAGACAUGGCUUCACCAUUAUGAACCGCCUCAGCAUGGAUAACCUGACAGAACCGAUAACUAAGGAUUUGGACUUCCAGCUGCAGGACCCCUUUCUGCUCUACAGAAACGCCCGAUGGUCCAUCUAUGGCAUCUGGUUCUAUGACAAAGAGGACUGCCAGCGAAUAGCAGAGCUGAUGAAGAAUCUGACGCAGCAGGAGCAGCUCCUGGCACAGCAGGGGGAGGGAGCUUCUCCGGGAUCUUUUCCUGCUAGGGAUGGCAAAGGAGUUGACAUUCUGCAAAUGUUGACCAAAGCCCGAGUCGAAUACGAUAAGGGAAAGCCAGCUUCAGAGCCCAAGGAAAUAGCCAGCAGCAGCGUGAUCCAUGACAACCCCAAUCUGAUUAAACCCAUUCCAGUCAAGCCCCUGGAAAGGCAUGCUCCCAGCCACCAACAUCCCCCGCAGGACACUGACACAAAACCCAAACAUCAUUUGCUGGCUGCCCUUUUCGGGGCGCCCUCCAGGCCUGAAGAUCUGCCUCCACCUACAACAUCAGGACUCGGUGGAGGGCGCCCUCCAGUGGCUCGUUCCCUAUCCUACGAGGAGCCUGGCCAGAAGGGUGGCAUUAAGCCGGCGCCAUCUACCCCGGCCCAGCCCUGUGCAGCUAUUGAGAAGCUGAUGGCGGCGCAGCGUGGCCCAGGGGAGCUGCUGCAGCCUGUGUCCGAAUCACCAGAAAACCGGCUGUGUGAGAACGGCGGGGCGGCUCCUACCCACAGUCGGCCCGCAGACCCCCUGCAGAGACUUUUCCCAGACCCCUCUGCUUCCUGCUGCCCCCAUGGAGCCCAUGCCCAGUCAGCACCAGUCCUCCACUGCCUCCAGCCAGCCCCAGCCCCGACUCAGCCCCAAACCCAGGCUGACCUUGCCCAGCCACUUUUCUUCAGCCCCAGCAAGCCCUCGCAGGUCUCCCCCCAAGAGUUGCUGCAGCGUCUUCAGCUGGUGCAGCAGGAGCUGAGUCAAGCUGCCGAGCCCCCCCGACCCCCGCUUGCACCGCGCUUCCAGGAACCAUCCACCUGGGCCGAUAGGGCAGCCCCUGCACCCGCCCCUCCUGCCUCUGCACUACCUGUCACUCACAAGCCCAACCCACUCUUCCAGGUGAUCUCCCCCCAGCGUAUUCCCGCCACCGUGGCUCCCACCCAGUUGCUGUCGCCCAUGGCCUUCUCCCAGACCAAGCCCUCCAAGCCUGUCACUGACCCGUGCCCCCCCUCCACCUCACUGAUUCCCCCUCACACUCUGACUCGGAGUCAGCUCCAAGCCACACUUCUGCAUCUCAUCCAGAAUGACGCUGCCUUUCUGGACACCAUCUAUGAGUCUUACGUUGUCACGGUCACCCAAGAUACAGCUGCAAAAAACUUCUGAAUGGGCGAACUGGGGAUGGACACCAAUGCCACCAUUUGUAGCCACUUUGUUUCAGUAAUUUGACCGAAACGUCUUUAGCUGUACACAUUUAAUUUAAAAUUUUAAAGUUGCAAUUUGAUUUUACAGUUCUAUUAUUAUCAUAAGAGUAAGCAGCAAGACAUUUUAUACGAGAUGUAUGCAACCUGGUCUGCCAUUUUAAUGUGCUUGUAUAUGGUGUGUCCCUGCCGUAAUGAAGUGGUACCCCAGCCUUAAAAAGACUUUCUCAUUAACAACAACUAGCCUGGGACCCCUGGGGGGUGUAUUCCACAAAGCAGAUUUUUUUUUCCAUUAGCUACAGCUUAAGCCAAAUGGAAGGAUUGUCCAGUAGCAAUGUUACUUAGCUCUCCUCCUACUGGACGUUUUUCACAUUUGGCUUUAGUUAUCCAGUUAAACUUGGAAAUUCUGCUUUGUGGAAUACACCCCCCCCAGGUCUCUACAGUACACAGGGAAAACACCUCAGACUCAAGCCAGCUCUGUUCCGGAAACCCCAUUCUGCUUCCUAAGACUCAUAAGCAAUGGAAAAUAUUUUAUUUUACGAAACACAAAAUAGAUAUUUUUCUAUUGUGCCAUAAUGUGUUCUUGAUAAGCAGGUGAAAUCCUAUUUUACAUUUUUUUUGUAUAGGGGAAAAAAAGCCCAUUCUUACAAACUGGAGUCUUAUGUCCAGAGUUUCAGUUUUACUCAUUUAUUUUAAAUGGAUAAAUCAAUAAAUAAAGUGUUUUGUUUUGACCAUCUUAAAA
Messenger RNA from Brienomyrus brachyistius, 2722 nucleotides. It is a transcript of the gene dcp1b, whose product is annotated as decapping mRNA 1B. Gene Ontology annotation, molecular function: mRNA binding; enzyme activator activity. Lineage: Eukaryota; Metazoa; Chordata; Actinopteri; Osteoglossiformes; Mormyridae. The record is from RefSeq and is a predicted model, not a curated record. Gene Ontology annotation, biological process: deadenylation-independent decapping of nuclear-transcribed mRNA; deadenylation-dependent decapping of nuclear-transcribed mRNA; positive regulation of catalytic activity. The transcript is spliced from 9 exons. Gene Ontology annotation, cellular component: P-body. Bases 341 to 1945 code for a protein of 534 amino acids.